GUGUUGUGCUGCUCUGUUUACAAAAUAUCAGCUCUAACCUCACAAUUAAGAAUUUUUACGAAUUUUUCAAAUAAUAUGUGCGAAAUAACUACAGACAAUUUCGAAGACAAGUUUCCUGAAAUCAAAAAUGCUUUAGAAAAAUCUAAAUUUAUAAGCAUUGAUCUUGAAUUUAGUGCUUUAUAUCCAUUGAAAAAUCAUGCUCCAAGCUUAUUUGAUUCUCCUGUGGAAAGGUACAGCAAAUUAAGGAGAAAUAUUGAGCAUGUAAUACCCAUUCAAGUUGGACUCACAGCUUUCAGCUUUGAUGGAGACAGAAAUAGUUAUCUUGGUACUAUAUUCAAUUUUUAUGUAGUACCUGCAUCGUUCCCGUCUAUUCAAAAAACUUUCAUGUUUCAGUCUGAUACAAUAAGUUUUUUGAGGUUCUAUGAUUUUGAUUUUAAUAAGUUUGCUUAUUCAGGAGUUCCUUUUAUCAACAGAACACAAGAAGAAGACUUGAGAAAAAGGCUAAAAAAUAAUGACAUAACAGAUAUUCAUAGUAAUUUCAAAUCUGAACUAGAACACAUCCACAGGGUUGAAGGAGAACAAAUACAAAAUUGGUAUAGCAAAGCAAAAGAGGGUGAUGAACUGUCCAUACCUACAAUUUAUGACAAAUUCAAGAACAACUAUGAAAUACUUUAUUUUUUGCAUAAAAACUAUAGAAGAAGGUUUCAUGAUUUAUGGACUGCAGUUGAGAAUGGAGCAUUUGUGAUUAGAAAACUUCCCACGGCAGAAAUCAGGAAAUUAGAAAUUACCCAAAGCAUUGAAGAAGAACUUAUAUCAAAUCUUCUUGGUUUCACCAAAGUUUUCAGAUUAUUAACAACUCUUGGUAAACCCAUAAUUGGUCACAACUCAGUUCAAGAUAUACUAUUAUUGAUCGAAAGUUUUGAAGCUCCUCUACCUCAUUCCUAUAGGCAAUUCAAAAAGCUUACCACAAGCUUAUUUCCGACUAUCUUUGAUACCAAGCAUAUUGCUUACGAACUAAAAUCUUCAGUUCAGGAAGACAAGCAAUGGAAUGAUAAAGGUUUAGAAUCAUUGUUUGACUACUUCAAAAAUGGCACCGGUAGGCACCUAGCUGUGAAUUCUCCUGCCAUAGAAGUCCAGGAUGACAAGUCUUUUGGGAAGUACCAUGAGGCUGGAUGGGACUCAUUUUGUUCUGGAUAUAUUUUCAUCAGACUAGCAUAUCUCAAUGUCUAUCGAAAAUAUCCCAAAUCCAAGAAUUUUGUUAGCUGUGAGCUCAUUGCUGGACUUUCAGAGUACAAAAAUAAAGUUAAUGUGAUAAGAGGAUCAGUGUCUUAUAUGAGACUUGAUGAUGCCGACCCAGUGUCGAAUAGACCGCCAUUCUUAGUGAUAGAAUCUGUCGACAAUAAACCUGUUAGCAUACCACAGGUUUCAUCAAUUUUGAGUUCCUUUGGAUUCGUUGAAAUCAGGAAAUUUCCAUAUCAAAGAAAAAGGGCUUUGGUGGCAGUCGAUAAUUUUGGCAAUGCCAGACGAAUAUUGAAUAAUUUCAAGUCGCAUGACAAAUUUCACGUCAGUCAGUAUAGCACCAUAAGGCAUUCUUCCUUAGUUCGAUCCUGUAUAUUAGGUGGCAUUACCAUGUCAGGAGUCCUUUUAAUAUGGAUCACACAUUCAGUGAUGAAGAAAUAGUACAAAGAAUAUUAAAAAAAACAAUAAUUUUAAGCAGUAUCACCCAAAUCUAUAUUUAUCUUAGUGAAAAUGAAAUUACUGAACGUAACAUUUGAAAUUAUAAAAUGUGACAAAUCAAAUAAUAGGAGAUUUCUUAAUUUUAAUAAAUUGAUGGAGAGCUGAA
Molecule: messenger RNA, 1843 nt
Organism: Phaedon cochleariae (mustard beetle)
Lineage: Eukaryota; Metazoa; Arthropoda; Insecta; Coleoptera; Chrysomelidae
Source: the annotation of a GenBank genome assembly